AUGGACCACCAUCAGGCUGCGGCAUGGACAGCCGCCGACGGGGAGCGAAUGGACGUGGAUGUCCCCAAAAACGAUGCUGAAGCUGGUUCUGACGACGAGGAACAACAAGGAAACGCCAUGUCAACCGACUCAUCCGAGGAGGAAGAAGACGACCCAGAAGAGGCGCGGAAAAUUCGCGAGGGCUUCAUUGUAGACGACGAAGACGACGAGUCGGAUGAAGAGGAGAGCGAAAAGGAGGACAAGAGUGAAAGUCGCAAGGAAAGGCGCAAACAUCGCAAGGAACGACGCCGAAGACGCGAGCGAGGAGAAGAUGAGGAAGAAGAUGAUGAGAUGGGCGAACUUGACGAAGACGAUUUGGAGCUCGUCGAGGAGUUUACAGGCCAGAGAGUGAGGCCCUCUAAAUCUCGCCUCAAGCGUCUCCGUCGUGCUCGAGAGGAUGACGAAGAUGAUGACAUUACUACUCGGCGUCGCGUGGAUGACGAUUCAGGAGAAGAUGAUCACCAACGACGGCGUUCAGCAGCAGAGCCUCGUGACUUGUGGGAAGACGACGCCGAUUUGCGCGUAGCACGACGUGAUGAAGAAGAUGGGGAUGAACAGGAUGACUUUGACGAUAUGGGAGCCUUUAUCGUACGCGACCCAGAGGAUGAAGAAAACGAAAUGGGAGAGGCCGAGAGACAAGAGCGUAUGGAGCAGCGCAGAGCAGCAAAAGAGAGAAAAAGAGGAGCCGGUGAUAUCUCUAAGCUUGCUGGCUUGGACCAAAAUGCUCUUUCAACUCUCUUUGAAGUGUUUGGAGAUGGUACAGACUAUGAUUGGGCUCUUGGAGACGAAGAAGAGGUGCAAGAAGUGCGCAAGGAGAGCAAGUAUACGGAUGUCUUCGAACCUUCAGAGAUUCGAUCACGUAUGCUUACAGAGGAUGACGAUCUCAUCCGAACUCUGGACCUACCAGAACGGAUGCUGCUGGCAACCAGUUCCCUUUCUACCGAGACCACACUCGCAUUGGAUUCACCUCUCUCUCCUCACGAUCUAGACGACGCUGCAUAUUGGGUCGCCUUGCGUUUGGGUCAACGUAUUGAGCGCGAUUUCUUCAAAGCGGGGGGCCAGUUCCGUCAUUACCUCGAGGACCUGAUCACAGCCGUUCGUUCGACACUCGAUUUCCUCUUCAUUCAAGGGUUUGAAGUUCCAUUCAUAGCAACACACAAGAUUGAUUGCAUUUGGCACAUUGACGACGGCGCACAGAUUGAGCUUCUUAGCUUAUCCGAGCUCUGGAGAGUGUACACGCUGGGCCAAAAGUUCAGGGCAUAUCUGGAGCGAAGACGAGGGCUUGAAGCCACGCAUGCCAAACUCAGUUCACCAGACGACUACUACAAGAUUGACAUCCAGCCGAAAAUCGACUCUAUCGAGAUGAUCACGGAUGCAACCGAAUGGUUAACGCUUCAACAUCGACUAGAACUGCGGGACGCGGCUAUGAUCGAGGAUGAUGGCAAAGUCAAGCGACCGACUCGUGUAUCGGCAUACGAGGUGCUAAAGAAGUCGCAGAUUGAUCAGCUUGUCAAGGAUUUCUGUCCUCCAGCCCGUGAAAUUUCGCGCAAGGUUCGCCAGGUCAGGAGCUCUCGUGGGACAGUAGUACAUACUUUCCUCGAUGACCCCGCUUUGUCACCCCUGGAGCAUGUCACACCGUACGUCGACGCAGAAAAGCAGCGGUUGAUAGAGAUCGAGCGUAAACGCUGGGCAUCAAAUCCCACCGCUAUGGAUGGACCGACUCCCAUCAAAGAGGUUUCGGGACAAGAGCUACUGGACAGAGCCAAGAUGCUAAUUGCUAUCGAACUUGGCAAGGAUCCGCUGCUUCGUCAAGUCAUUCGGGAUUUGUUCAAAGAAUCUGGUCACGUUUCAGUCACGCCAACGGAAAAAGGCUUGGUCAAAAUCGAUGAAACGCAUCCCUAUUACAAGCCCGUGACUGCGAUGACUAGAGGCUCCCAAUUCCUACACAUCCAGGCUGCAGAGGCUGACCAUCUAGUCACCGUCUCUGUUGGAAUCAGAGAAGACGUCCGAGUGCAAUUCGUCAACGACUUGAUCCAAGCAGUCUCCUCUGAUGGCUACAGCACUGUUUCGAAACAAUGGAAUGACGUCCGAGCGCAAGCCGUAACCGAGGCUGUCGAUAAGCAUUUCCUUCCUUUUGGUUCGAAAUGGAUCCGAGAGUGGCUUAGAGAAGAAGUUGAGGACUUUCUUGCCAAGGCUUGCGGUGACGAAUUGGAAAGAAGGGUCAACGUCAAGCCCUUCAUACCCGUUCGGGAACCUGAUACGCCACCAAGUGACGACGCCAAAGUACCAGGCGUCAUGGCAUUAUCCUGGGGUGAUGGCGACCCGAAGAAGGAUGCCAUCUUUGUUGUUUACAUGGACGAAGCCGGACGUUUCCGCGAUCAUGCCAAGUUUGACAACCUCAAGGAUGAAAAUCUUGCGCGUGACUUUGGCGGGAUGGUCAAGAAGCACCAGCCAGAUCUCGUGGUCGUCGGCGGAUUCAGUGCCAGUACACAUCGAUUAUAUGAUGUUGUCAGGCUAUUGUUGAACGACCCAUCCCUAGCUAAGGAGCAAGCGGAGAGCAACAAAAAGGUUGAACUCGGAGACUUCAAACCAGCCGUCGACCGGCCUUACGAUGUUAGGUUCGUUCAGGACUCGGUGGCAAGAAUCUAUCAGCAUAGCAAACGAGCAGCAGAGGAACACGGAACGUUACCCAUCCUGACGCGAUACUGCGUUGGCCUUGCUCGAUAUGCUCAGAGUCCCUUGAACGAGUACGCAGCACUUGGUCCCGAUAUCACUGCAAUUACCUUUGAUCAAGAUUCUCAACACUUGAUUCCUCGCGAGAAACUGUUGAUCUCCCUUGAACGAGCCUUGGUCAACGUUGUCAACAGAGUUGGUGUCGAUAUCAAUCGCGCCGUUCAUGAUCAGUAUUAUCAGGCACUUUUACCGUUCGUUGCUGGACUGGGACCACGAAAAGCGCAGCAUAUCGUGCGCAAAGUUGCUGCCCUGGGAAGCCUCGCCAAUCGCGAACAAUUCGUACAUCGCGAAAUCAUGACUACUAAGGUCUGGCUGAACUCGGCUGGAUUCUUGCGUAUUCCACAAGACAUCUAUUCCAAGUCGUAUCAGGCGUCGAGAGUUUCAGGGGAAACUAUUGCAAUACGUGACAUGCAAGACCCUCUUGACGGAACCCGUCUUCACCCGCAAGACUACGACCUGGCCCGUAAAAUGGCAGUAGAUGCGCUUGGCGAGGAUGAAGAGGAUUACGCAGACGAGCACCCGUCAGCAUUGGUCGUGAAGUUCCUGAAAGGAGACUUUGAAGAUGCGGAUAGCAAAGGCGAUGGUCAAGACAGAUCCAAGCUCAGUGAUUCAGAGAAACGCCGGAAGAAGGAGAACGCACUCAACCUCCUCAAUCUCGAUGAUUUCGCGUUGAAUCUCCUGCAAAGUCAGAACGAGCAGAAGCGAAUGACACUGAGCUUGAUCAAGGCAGAACUGGUUGCACCAUUCCACGACAAUCGUCCGGCGUUUGUUCCUCCAGAUGAGUGGGAGGUACUCGCGAUGCUGACUGGAGAGUCGGACAAGUCUCUGCGUCUCGGAUUGAUUCUAUCAGUCCAAGUGUUGCGCAUUAAACCGAACUUCAUUAUCGUCAAGCUCGCGUCGAACCUAGAGGGAAUUAUCAACGCGCAAUAUCUUGGCGAAGAUGGCGAUACUGUGCAGCCGGACCGCAUAGUUAAAGUGGGUCAGGCAAUACGCGCACGGCUGAUCGCUCUCAACCCCAGAGAGUUUUAUAUCGAAUUGUCGUCCCGACCGUCGGAUCUACUCACCGGGGACGAGUCAUAUCAACGUGUAGAGGUUGACCAGUAUUUCGAUAACGAUAAAGCCACUCGUGACAAGGAGAUUCUGCAGAGGAAGAAAAACAGUCAGAAGAAUCAUGCGCGAAGAAUCGUCAAGCAUCCAAAUUUCUUCAAUAUGAACUCAAAGCAGGCAGAAGAGCAUUUAUCGAAACAGCACCGUGGAGAUGUUGUGAUUCGACCUUCUUCAAAGGGUCCAGAGCAUCUGGCUGUCACAUGGAAAGUAGACAGGAAUAUCUACCAGCACAUAGAUGUUCUGGAGGUUCCUAUGGACGCGAAUGAUCCGAUGGCUGGCUACAAGUACAUAGUGGACCAUGGACGUGAAGGGCAACGCGAGUUCUCUGAUUUGGACGAGCUCAUAGUCAAUCAUGUCAAAGCCAUGGCUCGAAAGGUGGAUGAGUUGAUGGCGCACGACAAGUAUAGGCACGGUUCACCCGUCGAUUUGGCCAACAACCUGACUAUGAUGGUCAACGCCAAUCCUGACAAGAGUCUCUAUGUCUUCGGACUGAAUCCCGAGCGCCCAGGCUACUUCAACUUAAUGUUCAAGGCCAACGUCAAUGCACCUGUCGUAACAUGGCCUGUCAAGGUCACGCCCGAAGCCUACGUCUUCUUCGGUGAAAAGUUACCAAGUGUGCCUCAACUUUGUGACGCGUUCAAGAUGAGGCAUAUCGGUCCUCUCGCCGGUGCGAGACCUCUACAUUCAGGCAUGACCCCGUAUGGGGCGAGAACACCUGGUGGCCGCACUCCCGCUGCGUCUCGCCCUCCUGGACCACCUGCGCAAUCCAAGACGCCAAACCCUUAUCACACUCCAAGCUACCAGCAACCAUCGAUGUCUACUCCACAACAGUAUCCUCCGCAGAUGACCACCGGACCCCAACUGCUUGGAUAUGGGGUUCCGCCUCCGCAAACCCCAUCGUGGGGAGGUAUGCCCCCGCCUCAACAUGGAGGUAUGCCAUCAGGCAUCCAUCCGUCUCGAGCAGCCAUGCUCCAACAGAGUAGUGGUUGGGCCCUCCAGCUGGCGGAGGAAGCGGCGGUGGUACUGGUGCUGGAACCAAUAAUUGGUCCAGGAGAUGAUUGCGAACUAAAAGUAGCGUACCGGUGUAUCUUUGGAUCCGUUGUAUACAUAGAAUUUCAAGACCCUCAUUAG
This is a messenger RNA of Serendipita indica DSM 11827, 5010 nucleotides long. The record is from the annotation of a GenBank genome assembly. Lineage: Eukaryota; Fungi; Basidiomycota; Agaricomycetes; Sebacinales; Serendipitaceae.